This is a messenger RNA of Loa loa (African eye worm), 1824 nucleotides long. Its product is annotated as atypical/ABC1/ABC1-C protein kinase. The transcript is spliced from 12 exons. NCBI's taxonomy places the organism in Eukaryota, Metazoa, Nematoda, Chromadorea, Rhabditida, Onchocercidae. Gene Ontology annotation, cellular component: mitochondrion. The coding region runs from base 16 to 1797 and encodes 593 amino acids. The record is from RefSeq and is a predicted model, not a curated record.
AAUUUCAAGAAACGGAUGUUGGGAUCGGUGGAUGCCGUAAAGCGAAUCUUAAAAUGUAUCACAUCAGCCAAGUACCAACGACACUUCCGGAUAUUUUGCCUACGAAAUAAUAUUUUCCGUAUGCAGACAGCACGAAGAAAGCGAAAAUUAUGCGAUUUAUUACUGCUCUGUGGUGGUCUAUUAACCAAACCAAUCAUAGAAAGUGCCCGUUGUAAAGAUCCGUUGGUGAAGAUGGUAGGGGAAGAGAAUCCGUGGUUGGUAGCUUCAACGCGUAUUGAAACAACAUCGAACGAUUAUAGUUAUCUCAGUAUUCGUAUGGUCAUAUAUUUGUACAGGACAACUGUACGGGCAAUCAAAAUAAUGCUAAGGAUAGUAUCAUUAUCACUGUUCUUUACCCCGUUAUUGAUUACUUCCCCAAUUGCGUAUUUUUGGAGUAGUUUUGGAGAACUGUGGUGGAGAUGGCUGUUGUGGAUGGUGCAGCGAAGUGGUCCGACUUUUAUCAAGCUCGGUCAGUGGGCAAGUACACGGCGCGAUAUCUUUUCGAAGAGUUUUUGUGAUAGAAUGUCAGUUUUGCACACUAAAACGACAUGUCGUCCAUGGCAUCGUUCGCAAUAUGCACUCGAUCACUUAUUUGGUAGUUCUCGAUGGAAAGAUUUUGUCGUGUCGGUAGAAACUGAUGCUAUUGGUUCUGGAUGUAUUGCUGAAGUGUAUAAAGGUAUCCUUGAUGUGUGUACUUUCGAGAAGAUUACAGGGAUUCAUUUGCCAUUUGCGAAGGAUCGACAUGUUGAUAUUGCCAUCAAAACUGUAAAAGAUGGAGUUCGUGAAAGCAUUGAUAUUGAUUUGUCGAUAAUGCAAUGUGUUGUUCGCUUGAUGGAAAUGCUCAUACCUCGAUUGUCGUAUAUAAAUCCGGUGUCUUGUUUAAAUCAGUUCAGAGAAGUGCUUGAGCUACAGGUGGAUUUAAGGAACGAAGCAAGAGCUCUAAAAAGAUUUGGUGAUAAUUUUGAUCCUAAAAAAACACGAGUGCGGUUUCCUGAGGUCAUAUGUUAUUCUAGAGGUGUCAUUAUUGAAACAUUCGAAAAUGGAUUAUGCAUCAACAAAUUAAUUACCGACGAACAGUUGAUGGAGCAAAAUGAACUGAAGAAAAAAGUUGCGCUCAUUGGGGUGAGAGCAUUGUUGAAAAUGAUUUUUGUAGAUAAUUUCGUACACGGCGAUCUUCAUCCUGGCAACAUUCUUUUAAGGUUUGAUAAUCGUGACCAGCGACCGACCAACUGGUUUAUUUCUUUUCGGACUUCAAUUAACAAAUUGAAAGAAAUACUACGAAGUUUUACCAGUAUGAGCUAUGGUAUCCGGAUUUCAUAUGAUGAUUACUGUCGUAAUGAGUCCGGAGAACCUACCCUCGUCAUAUUGGAUACAGGCAUUGCUCUCGAACAGAAACCACAAAAUUUGCAAAAACUUCGUCUUCUUUUUCGAGCAGUUGUCGAUAAAAGAGGGCGUGAUGUUGGUGAAUUAUUACUCUUGCAUUCUCCAAAACAGCGCUGCAAAGAUCCCGAAGCAUUUUAUGAUGAGGUGGAUCAGAUCGUUCAAAUAGCACGCUCCAAAAGCAAUUUGAGAAGGCUGAAUAUAUCCGAAAUGUUAAAUGAAUUAUUUUCAAUCGUAAGUCGUCAUGAAGUUGCUCUGGAUCCGUCAUUUACGACAGUUGUGCUAGCAGUUAUAGUUUUGGAAGGUUUGGGACGUUCGUUAGAUCCUGAUUUGGAUCUCUUUCACUGUGCUCGACCUUUUCUUUUUUCCAUGAUUUAAUUUUAGAAUAUCAUUUGGAAAUGUUUG